Porites evermanni is the source of this 2310-nucleotide messenger RNA. The record is from the annotation of a GenBank genome assembly. NCBI's taxonomy places the organism in Eukaryota, Metazoa, Cnidaria, Anthozoa, Scleractinia, Poritidae.
AUGAAUUCUCGCCUGCGCUACUACUGGUUGUUCCUUCAACUACUCUCUUUACUGUUGGUACUCGCUAUAAACAAAAUCAGUAAGUGAGAGGUUUCAUUUCCAUCCUCUUUUAAGUAGAUUGUUAAUCUAUUUCAUCCAUUGAUUUAGAAUAUCAUAAAACAUUAAACUUUUACGACUUGGUGAAUCACUUGAGGAGUUAGUCAUAAAUUAAUGAAAAUACUUACCGUACCUACGUUAUAGUUUUAGUUACACUAGUCCACUACAACUCGUCGCGUUACCAAUUAUUAACUGAUAAGCAAAGAUAAUUGCUGAGUCCCCAAAAGGCAGCUAAUGAUCAUCCGGCAGCAGAUCUUUCACAGUGUGGUAAGCCUUUGACAACUGUUUUCAUUUUCGGUGCCUGAAGCUUAUAGCCAGGCACAAUUUGUUCACUAAUAUCUUUACUUGUGUUCCAUAGGCGGUGAUGCAACGCCAAUUGAUUGUCUUUAUGUUUCGCAUCAAAUUGGCCAAGACACACCUCAAUGCGGUUCUCGGACAGAGCCAUGCCAAACUUUGCCACAAGCACUGCUGUUGGUGAGGGAUGGAGGAAAGAUCUGCCUGGAUGGAAGGAACAGUGAAAGACAUCCUUACAGUUGUUUUUUCACAAAGAAUGUUUGGAAAAAGCUUGGCAAAAGUGUCGCAAUAUACGGUUUGUUCACAAAGGCACACAUUACAUGUGAUCCACGCUAUGGCAAUCUUAAAUUUACAUAUCCUGAGAAUCGCCUCUUUAAAUUAACUCUCUCCAACCUUGUAUUCCACAGCUAUGGAGUCGAUCUAGUCAAUGUGACCCGUUUCAGUGUAUCGAUAUCAAGCUGCAAGUUUAUUAAAAGCUCUAUCGCAUUUGGUGUAUUACAAAAAAAAUCGAGAAUCUUUACAAAAUCUUCCAUCGUCGUUACCGACAGCGAAUUCUUGCACAAUAAUAGGUCCGUCUACGCCAUCUUGUUUAAUGGGUGGUUCACCUUAAGGAUCUCGAGGUGUGUCUUUCAGGGCACGAAAGGACGUUUUAAUGGAGUUUCUGGUGAGAAAAACCCAUUGGCAGCCGUCAGCAUUAGAUACGCGGGAUAUCCGGCAAACAUGGUAAAAACAGUCGGCGUAAUUACUGACUGUCUUUUUCAAGACCUUGGUCAUGAGGACAAUAGCUUUGCAUUAUUAUUUCGGUCUUAUGGCAUCUAUGACAGUGGAAACUUGUCAAUAUUGAACAGCACCUUUCUUCGCAAUGAGAAUUCCAUGUUUGUGGUAGGCGGAUUUCACGUACAGCUACGCCAUGUGACACUUAAUUCUACGUAUGGUUAUGCUUUAUUUGGAGCUGGGCCUAUUAAAAUAAACAACACGGUUCCUGAUUUAAAGCUAUUGCUGGACCACUGCACUCUAUCAAAUAACAGAAUUGGAAUAAGAAUGACAACUUCGUUUUGCCCUCCUGAUAAAAGGUUAUGCCCACCUAGCAGCAAAAUAUUAUAUGUUAAAGACAGUCUUUUCAUCGGAGGAAGCGAGACUCGAAAAUUCGGUGAUGCAAUUAGGCUAUUAGUGGUUGCAAUUUUCUCUGUACGCAGACGAAAUGAUCUCAAAUGCAAAGUUACUCUCGAAAACGUCACCUUUCAAGAAUUCCAUGAUAGCGUUCUCUAUGUAGAAAUGCAAACGAAUGUAACGGGCCUCAUUAACGUUACAAACUGCAAGUUUCUAAACAAUUCUGACUUUGUUUAUCACCUGGAUGAGAAACCCACAGUAAAUAUCAGAUUUAAAGAGGAGGACCCUCCAGAAUGGCCCAAUAGACCUCACAACAGUAAAUGUUUGUGGCAUAACAAAACUCAGUUUCCGGUGAUAUUUGAAAACAGCAUAUUCGAAAAUAACGUUGCUAUCACAGGAGCAUUGAGUUUGUUCAAUGUAAACGGCACCUUCAAAAACUGCACUUUCAAAGACAACGUAGGAUCAACUCUGGGAGGACAUAUUUAUAUGAAAAUAGGUUACGGUAGUCUUAAUAUCAUCAACAGCAACUUUCUUCAGUCACGUUUAAAACCACAUUCAAAUGUAGAGCCAUGGCGAAUUUCAAAUUAUGGAUGCUUUUUGUAUUCUGAGAGCGUUGGACAGGUCAUUAUCAGAAACUCGUCAUUUACAGCAAACAUCAGCAAGAAGUUCUACCCAAUCUUAGCUGUUACAAGGAGCAGUUUACUGCGAGUAGAUUUAAGUUCUACCAUCGGUGCCCGUCUGGCAGGUGGCUCAAAAUGGUUAGCAACAAAGAAAACGGGUUUUCGAGAGGAAGCGAGGAAUGUUGGAUGA